Astyanax mexicanus (Mexican tetra) is the source of this 4633-nucleotide messenger RNA. RefSeq names its product amyloid beta (A4) precursor-like protein 2 (gene aplp2). The coding region runs from base 180 to 2528 and encodes 782 amino acids. The transcript is spliced from 18 exons. Gene Ontology annotation, molecular function: transition metal ion binding; heparin binding; serine-type endopeptidase inhibitor activity. Gene Ontology annotation, biological process: central nervous system development; axonogenesis. The record is from RefSeq and is a predicted model, not a curated record. NCBI's taxonomy places the organism in Eukaryota, Metazoa, Chordata, Actinopteri, Characiformes, Acestrorhamphidae. Gene Ontology annotation, cellular component: membrane.
GUUCGCGUGAAAAACAGGCGGCGCGCGCUCGGAGAUCAGACCGGAGAACCGGAACCGCACAGCGACGGGACAGCACGGAGAGCGCGCGCAGCGAUUACUCAUAUUAUUAUUACCUGAACCGGGAGCGCGUGAGCGGGUUCGAGUCAGAAUCAGGAGCGGAGCGGUUCUGAACAGCAGAGAUGGGUUCUGCCCCGGCGGUGUCGGUUCUGAUUUUGGGGAUCGUGGUGCCGAGCCUGGCCGGAUAUAUCGAGGCAUUAGCAGCUAAUGCCGGGACAGGCUUCGCAGUGGCUGAGCCUCAGGUGGCCAUGUUUUGUGGAAAGCUGAACAUGCAUGUGAACAUCCAGACAGGCCGCUGGGAGCCGGACCCUUCCGGAGCCAAGACCUGCAUAGAGACCAAGGAGGGAGUUCUGCAGUACUGUCAGGAGAUGUACCCUGAACUGCAAAUCACAAAUGUGGUGGAAGCCAACCAACCAAUCAAGAUCGAGAACUGGUGCAAAAAGGAGAAGAAACAGUGCAAGGGACAUGCCCACACCGUGGUCCCAUACAAGUGCCUGGUGGGGGAGUUUGUGAGUGAUGUGCUGCUGGUGCCGGAAAAGUGCAAGUUCUUCCAUAAGGAGAGAAUGGACCUGUGCGUCAGCCACCAGCAGUGGCAUGGAGUCGCCAAGGAGGCCUGCUCUAAGGGCAGCAUGGUGCUGCACAGUUACGGGAUGCUGCUGCCUUGCGGUAUUGAUAAGUUCCACGGUACAGAAUACGUCUGCUGCCCCUCCACCCGCCCCGAGGAGCCUGCCCCACCUGCCGUGCCUGCCUCUCAGGAGGAGGAGGACGAUGAAGAUGAUGAGGAGGAAGAGGUGGAUGAGCUGGACGAAGAUGAGGAGGACGAGGCUGUAGAGGAGAGUGAGCCAGUUGUGGAACAGCCCACCCAGAAGGAUGAUGCAGCAGAGGAGGCAGAAUAUGAGGGUGAGGAAGAGGAGGAGGAGGAGGAGGAUGGGGAGGAGUAUCACUACGUGUAUGAGGAUGAGGAUGAGGAUCGGGACAGUGAGGAGCGAGAUGGGAAGAAGAAGAAGACCGCCGCUAUAGAAAAACCUGAUGCUGACAAAACUCUACAGGAAGUCAAAGCUGUGUGUUCCCUGGAGGCGGAAACGGGCCCCUGCCGUGCCUCCAUGCCGCGCUGGCACUUCGAUAUGCAGCAGAGGAAGUGCGUGCGCUUCAUCUACGGAGGCUGUGCCGGCAACCGCAACAACUUCGACUCAGAGGAAUACUGCAUGGCUGUGUGCAAACGCCUGACUGUGCCCCCGACCCCCCAGCCCACUGAUGAUGUGGACGUGUACUUUGAGACUCCGGCUGAUGAUAAGGAGCACAGCCGCUUCCAGAAGGCCAAGGAGCAGCUGGAGAUCAGGCACCGCAACCGCAUGGAACGGGUGAGGAAGGAGUGGGAGGAGGCGGAGCGUCAGGCUAAGAAUCUGCCAAAAGCUGAGAGACAGACCCUGAUCCAGCAUUUCCAGGCAAUGGUAGAAUCUCUGGAGGAGGAGGCUGCCAGUGAGAAGCAGCAGCUGGUGGAGACUCACCUAGCGCGGGUGGAGGCCAUGCUGAACGACCGCCGCCGCUUCGCCCUGGAGAACUACCUUGCUGCCCUGCAGGCCGACCCACCCAAACCCCGCCGCAUCCUGCAGGCUCUGAGGAGGUACGUCCGUGCAGAGAACAAGGACCGGCAGCACACCAUUCGCCAUUACCAGCACGUUCUCUCUGUGGACCCAGAGAAAGCUACCCAGAUGAAGUCUCAGGUGAUGACACACCUGCGAGUGAUUGAAGAGAGAAUGAAUCAGAGCCUGUAUCUCCUCUAUAACGUGCCCUACGUCGCUGACGAGAUCCAAGAUGAGAUCGAUGAUCUGCUGCAGGAGCAGAAGGCAGAUAUGGAUCAGUUCCUGUCGUCGAUAUCCGAGUCUCAGCCCGAUGUCACCGUUUCCUCAGAGGAGAGUAAAGAACUGUUUGACAGCAAGCCUUUCCGGCCCGUCCAGGUCAACUCGCUCGGCUCCCGACCUGAACCCGAGGGCGAUUUGUCUGAACCCCCUCGAUCCUUCAAGAAAGGUUCUGGAAUGAACAGUCUGGACGGGCUGAUUGGAGCAGAGGAGCGGGUCAUCAACAGCAAAGACAAAAUCAACGACAACGUGGUGAUUGAUGAGACUAUGGAUGUUAAGGAAGUGAUUUACAGUGCUGAGAAAGUCAGCAUUUUGAAUGGUGUUGAUCCUCUGUUCAGUCAUGGUGGAGACCAGGAGACGUUCCGCGACCUGGAGGAGGAGUUUAACUUCGGGAGCAGCGCUCUGAUUGGUCUGCUGGUGAUUGCAGUGGCCAUAGCAACUGUGAUCGUGAUUAGCCUGGUGCUGCUGCGGAAGAGGCAGUACGGCACCAUCAGCCACGGCAUCGUGGAGGUGGAUCCCAUGCUGAGCCCAGAGGAGCGUCACCUGAGCAAGAUGCAGAACCACGGCUACGAGAACCCCACCUACAAAUACCUGGAGCAGAUGCAGAUCUAGCACGGGCCACCAGGGGACCCUGCGGGGCCACAGCACGGUGAACGUACUACUGACCAAUAAUCAAACUGCUCUCUUCAAAUCAUUUCAUGUAUCAGAGGUGCAUAUUCUGGUUCGAUAUCAAACAGAAAUCGUUUAAUUCUGCUACUACUUCUACUACUGCUACUGCUGUUCCAUGCAGCACUUUUCGCUCGUUUCCGUUAUUACUCUUAAAUACAGCGUUUCAAACUGUUAAACAUGAAAAUAUGAUUCCGAAAUCAAUUAUCAGUCCAUCAGUACAUGAGAUUUUAAACAUGUAAUUAUUUUAAAGUUCUUUUUUUUAUGUUUAUUUUUUUUGGAAGCAAGAUUCAGAUUCAGGAAUGCAUCAUAAAUCAUACAAAAAACACAGAAUGAGUUUAACAAUCAGAACAGAGAUGCUUCCGAUUCUUUUAAUCCUGUUUUUUUUUUGUUGCUUUUAUCGUUUUUUUUUUGUUUCUUUUUAAUAGAUUUCUGCUUGUAUAUGAAGGUUCUUUGUAUCAACCUUUACCUGUAUAGUGAAUCAAACCGAGAACAUAUGAUCAAACUGGUGAAAUUAUUCAUUUACUUUCUAAUGUUUAUUAUUACAGAAAAUGCUAAAAAUAUAUGAAUAUAAAGUAGAUGUUCUAUUUCCUGUUAGGGUCGAGUUUCCAGGACGUCAGAACUUCCUGGGUCAAUAGUUUAAAGCUUUGAGAUUAAGGGGUGGAGUUUGAUUGGUCCAAAUGUAUAAUGCUGUCACCUGAAUGGCAGAGGUGGAUCAAUGGCAUGUUUGGAUUGGCUGAUGAUGAUUUGAGGCUGGGACCUCAGAAUGUUCUGAUACAACAGCAAGACUGCAUAUUAUUGAUUAAAACUGAGGGUCAACAUCACAUGAAGUAUGUGCUCUAUACACUGCAGAUUGCAAAAUUACAAAAUUUGAUAUAAUUUGUCUCUGGUAGGUAUUGUUACAAAAUUGAGAACAGUAAGGUUUUCUUUUCUUUUGUUUUAUGCAGCAAAAAAAAGUUAUAACAUGAUUUAAGCUUUAAUUUGCUAUAUGUUUUUUUUUUCUCAAAUAAAACUUUGGCACACUUUUUUUUGUUUAAAGAAAUUAUAAACUGUAAUUUGACAUUGCGAUGAUGCUGAAACAACAUAUUGUACAGCUCUAAAUUACAUCAGCUGGUGUGUUCUGGUGAUGGUCUUAUUUAUUUGGAUGAAUUAAACUGAGCCCUGAUUUAAGAUUGUGGUUACUGGUUGGAUCGAGGCAGAUAGUUAAUAAUACCUUAUUAUAAACUGAAUGUUAAUGUCCCUACAGACACACACAUACACACACACACACACACACAUUUAUAUACCAACAUUACACACAUUUAUACACGCACACACACAAGUGACUAGGAUAAUUUGAUCCCAUAAUUGAACUAAAUAUUUCAGAUUUCCAGUCGAUUAUUUCCUAUUGAUUAGCUGAACCCGUGGCUGUGCCCAGGUUGGCAUUUAGUCCUGCUGUAGGGUGGUAUACACACUGGCAGCAUUUUGCACAACCAGUCAGGCGAUGGUUAAACCCAGUGAGAGUGAGGACGGAACUGGAACCCCAGCGGAAGGUGUGAGCUGGAGUCAGGGCAGGGCGGGGCACGGGGAUUAGGAACGUCACUCCGAGUGCAAAACUCUUGUAUCUUCACUCCAAGACAUAAAAAAAACUAAAAUAAAAAUCAGCAUCCAAUCAUCGGGUUUAUUUGGUUCUUAAGUAGCGUCUUUGUAAUGCCUGUAUAGUUGAUGUUGCAAUCAUGACUUCUCUGGAGGACGACCUGUGGUGUGCUUUGUUCUUCUAUAUAAAACGAUACGAUAUAUGAUAUGAUAUGAUAUAUAUAUUUUUAAGUUGUUUUUCUAUUUCUUUCCUCUUCCUGUGACAGUAUUUCUGUACGUGACUGUCUCACUAUGCACCCGAACGGCUUCGAUCUGAACCCUGUAACUGCCUGCUGGAUUAUGGGAUGGGGAGGAGGGGCGAGGGAGACUAAUAUCAGAUGCAUAUAUUAGUAGUAAAAUAUGAUUGACUCCUAUGGAAAUGGCUUUAUGGUUACAAGCGGGAAACACAUCAAUAAACUCACUACUUCCAUAAAUAA